AUCAAUCCUUUCAAACCUUCUCCCGGCCUUCAAACAACAUGGCGGAACCAACCGUGAGGAUAUCUGGAUUUCUUCUCACGUCUUUAAUGUUCCAACAUCUCAACAAAGACUCCGACGCGGAAGGUUUGAUCCUCGGCGAGAACCAGCUUGAGGAGCACGUGACAAUCAGCGACGUGCAAGAUGACCGCGUUGAUCUGCACCAGACUUACAGCAUCCACAAGCACGUGUGCUUCGACACACUCAACACCCUGUACGACGCCGUGGGCGGGGUGGACAUGGCAGCGGUCCAGAAGGUCCUGGGGGCCAACAAGCGGGAGCGCGUGAUCGGCUGGUACCGCCAGCGCAGGAACUCUGAGCACCACAUGACGCUGCGAGAGAAGGCGGUGCACGAGAACCUAAAGAGGGCGCUGUCCAAGCCCCACAUGAUCUUCCUGUUGCUGACGCCCAGCACGCUGACCUGCACAGGCUCCACCCACCGCACGGAAUACUCCGCCUUUCUCUCCGGCAGCAGGCAGGUCACCAGCAUUCCUGUCGUGGUCGACAACAUGGCGUCGCUGGACCAGCUGGCCUACUGGGUGGCGUCCACGCCGUGCUCGGCGCCAGGCUACCGGCACGCCGUCGGCCAGCACAGUUCCAAGUUCUUCAGGCCUGACGGACUCUUGAGAGACGUGGACGCCGUCAACGCCAUGAACGACUCCUUGCAGGCGGAGCUUCAGAGGGCGUGCGGCGUGGUGGCAGAGAGUGAGUGUGCGGUCCAGUCUCUGCUCGCCGACAUCUCCGCCCUCAGGAAGAAGCUCGACAACAGGAAGUUGGCGGCAGCGAUUAAAGCUGACGAAGCGCCUUGUGUGAAGAACCUUCGCCUCCAGCUCGCCUUAAGCACGCUCUUUUCCUGCUCGCCGCUCUACACCUCGCACACGUUGACGCUGGAUGCAUUUCCUGUGGCGGACGGCGACAGGCAGGGAAAACUUCGCCCCCUGCGGCCAGACGCCACGCGUAAAAGGAGACCGGAAGCGGCGGCGGGGAGCGGGAGGAAGCGGCGCAAAAGAGACGUGGCGGCGGCGUCGUGUUGAAAGGAAGAAAGAAGCUGCGGUCAGCGGUGAAACAUUUUAAUUUAAAUUUUAGUGGAGAGAGGAGGCGUGGCUAAUCCAGAUGUUUGAUGCUGCAGAUGUUUGGGUCCCUCAUGAACUGUGGGUGUUUGUGCGUCACUGACAUGAACCCUGGACACAAACACACUUGUCAGGAAGUGACUGCAGUAGCAGCUCGUGGCCACUGGAGGGCACAACAUCCACAUGAAGCACAUACCCAUUGAGUGAGCCUUCUUGAUGGCUUUGGAGAUUUCUUUUUGUUUUCGCCCACAAAGUCCUGACAAAGCAAACAUUGUACGAUGGAUCAAUAAACUAAUUGAUCUGAUUCAUUUCAA
Messenger RNA from Nerophis ophidion (straightnose pipefish), 1420 nucleotides. It is a transcript of the gene abraxas1, whose product is annotated as abraxas 1, BRCA1 A complex subunit. Gene Ontology annotation, biological process: mitotic spindle assembly; protein K63-linked deubiquitination; attachment of spindle microtubules to kinetochore. Lineage: Eukaryota; Metazoa; Chordata; Actinopteri; Syngnathiformes; Syngnathidae. The record is from RefSeq and is a predicted model, not a curated record. The coding region runs from base 39 to 1070 and encodes 343 amino acids. Gene Ontology annotation, molecular function: microtubule binding; polyubiquitin modification-dependent protein binding. Gene Ontology annotation, cellular component: nucleus. The transcript is spliced from 9 exons.